Chara braunii is the source of this 2704-nucleotide messenger RNA. NCBI's taxonomy places the organism in Eukaryota, Viridiplantae, Streptophyta, Charophyceae, Charales, Characeae. The record is from the annotation of a GenBank genome assembly.
ACGGACCUAACAAGACUGACUGUGGAGCAGAUUUCGACCGACUCAAGAACUGACGCCGAAACUAAAGAAACCGAAAUGAUUAGCCCCGCCGAAUCACAGAUGAUUGCGACUAUCUUUUCUGUUCGCAGCAGCAGUUCUGUCUUUUCCGGUGUUUACGAUCGAAGGGAGCGGCCGGUUGAUCGGAUCGACAUACCCCUUAAGACUCAUGGGGAAUCAACGAUCACUCUGCCAAGCCACGUCCCCACGAAACUUCGAAAGUCACUAAUCAAUGUUUUGAACGGUUAUGCAGAAGUGUUGAGCGUGCAUGAUAAUGAUAUCGGUUUGACUAACGUGAUCGAGCAUGCCAUCCUCACGGGAGAACAUCCGCCCAUUAGCUGCGCUCCUUACCGAUACCCGCCAGCUCAAAGAGCGGCCACUUUUCAACGGAUUAAGGAGUUUGAAGUUAAUGGAUGGAUCGAACCCGCUAUAGGUCCAUGCUCUUUUCCCGUAGUGAUCGUGCUUAAAAAGGCCGGAGGGAUUCGCAUUUGCAUAGAUUAUCGAAAAUUGAAUGAUAUCACGAUCAAGGAUGUGUACGCCCUCCCCCGGAUUGAUGAGUUGUUGGAUGCGAUUAGGAGUGCUCGAUUUUUCAGUAAGUUUGAUGUCCGCCAUGGGUUCCAUCAUCUUCUUGUCCGAGAGGAAGAUCGUCCGAAAACGGCGUUUGUGCUUUUCGAGGGUACGUGGCAGUGGGUCCGGUGUCCGAUGGGUAUCUGCAACGCUCCCACGAGCUUUCAGAGAGCCAUGAAUAUGGCUUUUCAGAAUUUCGUACGGAAGACUCGUUUGGCGCAGAGCAUCAUCAACUAUUGCGUGAUUGUGUACAUGGACGACAUUCUGGUGUACUCGAGUUCCUACGAGGGAUACGUGCAGCACAUCGAAUGGGCUCUCCAUGCGCUACGAGAUGCGGGUUUCAAGGUGGCGCUUGAGAAGUGUCAGUUCUUUCUUACCACCAUUUCCUUCCUGGGACACGUGGUAACACACAAGGGGCUCCAACCGGAGCCCCACAAGGUGGCAGCUGUCAGAGAUGCGCCGGUGCCUACGACUAUCACGCAAGUUCGCGCCUUUUUGGGCCUGGCCUCGUACUACCGAAAAUUUAUCAAGGGCUUCGCGGCGAUCGCGGGACCCCUCACGAAUCUGCUGCGCAAAGAUCAACCGUUGAUCUGGACGUCGGGGUGUGAUCAAGCGUUCUCGAAACUCAAGGCCGCUCUCAUUUCAGCUCCGCCAGAGGCAAUUUCGGCUAUCCUUGCCCAAGUGGGACCAAGUGGACUCGAGAGCGUGGUGGAGUAUGCGUCCAAAUCGGUGCCCGCCUGCAAGCGCAACUACGCCGCUCCGGCGAUAGAAUGCUACGCGGCUCUUUGGGGAAUCAGUCACUUUCGCGCUUACCUGUACGGGCGGAAGUUCACAUUGGUAACCAAUCAUGAACCCAUGUUGGCUCUGAAGAAAUCGAAGGAUUACUCUGGCAUGAUCGGGCGAUGGGCAACGGUGCUACAGAGCAUGGACUUUGGCAUUCGUCAUCGGAAGCACGAGAGACACGGGAAUGAGGACGGACUGACACGAUUGCACCGGCCUGAGAAGGUUCCGAAGAGUGAGGAGGUGAUUCCGUGGAACGAACCCGAACACGAGGUUGGACCUCGGUACGGCCAAGUGGAGAUCAUGUCGAAGCAGGACGAAGAUACGCUACCAUCACGGCAGGAAUAUCUGAAGCCUUACGACACCAUCCCUCACACCUUCUAUCCGAAGGCGGAAGAAGUGGUGAUCGACGACGAAGAAGAAGACGACGAAGAAGAAACGUCGGAAGAAGGAAGCUACAGCGAGUAUAGCGAGGGCGAGCUGAGUGAAGAAGAAGAAGACGAAGAAGAAGAAACCGGAUCUGAGUGGGAAGCCCUGCCGGAGGAAGCUGCGCGCACGGGCACAAAAGCGGAAGAUCCUGAGGCCGCACACAAGCGGGAAGAAAUCGCCUCUGGGAAACGCCAUUUAGAAUUCGCCAGCGAAGCAAGCCUGCGCAUCGGUGACGAUCCGACCAAAAAUCCGGAGCCACCGAAGCCCGAAGAUGGCGACCCCGCAGCCGCCUCCCCAAGAACCGCACGAUGGAGACGGAGCAGAUCCCCCUCCUCCUCCAGCCCCACUCGUCCCCCAGUUCGCCCAUGUACCGAUGCGGGCGAUAGGCCUUCGUCCUCGGACGUUAUCCCGCCGUCCCCUUGAUUUUCUCACCCUCGAACAGAUCCGCAACCCCGUCACCUUUCCCCUCCAUCCCUUCCUUCCCCAACUUUUCCGCGACUUCUACUCUACUCGCCUACUCGCUACCGUCUACCCCCACCCAUCCCUUCAGCCCGCUGCCCCCACAUUUUGCUGGCAUAUCCUGCUGUUCAGCGCUGCAUGGGAGCGAUGCAACGUGGUAGAAGUCUACUGCGUAGCUACGGGGACAAUCCCUGCCUACCGCCACUACGAGUUCUUUCGAGCGGCGCUCCUCCGCACCCUCUCCUCCUUCUAUCGUGACUACCUCGCCUCCCUCCCUCAUAGCGGCGAUCGCUUCCCUCGCUUCCACCAAAUCAUCCGAUAUGAGGAGCUUCCGGUGACAAUGGAAGGGAUGAAUCGCUACCUAACCCCACUUCCACACCGUCGUCCCCGUGACCUCCCCUCCAUGUACCGCCUCUACUGGCCCAUUCCAACU